This is a messenger RNA of Scophthalmus maximus (turbot), 1933 nucleotides long. Its product is annotated as GPI-linked NAD(P)(+)--arginine ADP-ribosyltransferase 1. The transcript is spliced from 4 exons. The record is from RefSeq and is a predicted model, not a curated record. Gene Ontology annotation, molecular function: NAD+ poly-ADP-ribosyltransferase activity; NAD+-protein-arginine ADP-ribosyltransferase activity. Lineage: Eukaryota; Metazoa; Chordata; Actinopteri; Pleuronectiformes; Scophthalmidae. The coding region runs from base 182 to 1030 and encodes 282 amino acids.
GUGAGAUAAGGUUUUUUUUUAAACUUCCCAGAGAAGUUUUUUUCUGCGUAGGAUGAUCACACCCCUGCAGUAUUCAGUACAUGAACUUGAUUUUCUUUUUUUGCAGUGCUCCAAGAAAUUAAUGCUCCUUGCUUAAGCAGUCAGUGUGUGAACGGACAUAGACAAGAAGAAACCCUUUAAAAUGUGGGACACGAGAAAAGCGCUUCUUGCUGCACUCGUGUUCACGGCGCUCUACUACAGCGUGGCAGCAGAGCGUGCAACACUACUGGACAUGGCCCUAGAUGCUGUCGAUUACCUGUUCGCCAAAUGCCGUAAAGAGGCCAUGGAGAAGAUUGUCCAUUCAGGCCUUUUGAGACAAGAGCUAAACCUCAAUACGGGAUUCCAGAAAGCAUGGAAUGGCAGCGCCCAGUGUUCGAAGCUGAUCCCUGGGGGAAUAAAAGAACAUACUGCUGCACUCUUGGCAUACGCUAAUGGUGAUUUUCAGUUUAUAAAAACCUUCAACAAAGAAGUGAAGAUGAUGGGCGGAAAUUACAGCACCUAUGAAAACAAAUUCAAUUUCAAAGCUCUUCACUUCCUGCUCAUGGAUUACAUGAUGCUGCAGAAGCCAAAGAAUUGCGAGACUGCAUAUGUUUUACCAGAGAACACAGAGUAUAAAGCGCAAAAGGGCUCAAAAGUGAGACUUGGAAGGUUCACCACAGCUGAGGUCGACUUCAGCUCGCUGCAGGACUCAGAUGAUUUGGAAGGAAAAGUCAUUUUAAAUAUCACUUCUUGCUACUUUGUCAAACUGGGGGACAACAUUUGCAAGGAGGAAAUGGGCAACGUCUUGUUAUCUCCGGCUGAAAUGUUCACCGUGGAGGGUGUAAACACCAGAAAAGUGGAUGAUGGGUAUUACACCGAGAUCGUUUUGAAACCUUCAGGUCUGAGGACCACGCCCAGCUGCCACCUCGUCUCACGGUCCCCAGCUGUCGUCUCCACCCAGUGGCUUGUGUUGGUGCUUGUGGCCUCGUCUCUUUUUUUCUUCAUUUGUUGAACAAGAACAAGUAGGAUCUGAGAUGAGUCAUGAAAAGUCAAAGCAGUGCUUUGUUUUGUUUUUUACAGUUGAACAAUGAAGAGAACAUUUUGCUCUGAUGUUUGCCAAUUAAGGUGCUUCAAGCUUUUGUAGUUGGCAGCAAAAAUAUGGUUUUAUCAUUGUUGUUUAAUUACUUGCCACAUUUUAAACAUCAACUGUGUAUUAAGAUGGACAAUGUGUCACCACUUCCUCUUAGUGUGCACUCGUUCUACCAAUCACAAGAAAGUCUGAGCCUCAGUCUCAGUUUCAGCCACUAGGGGGCACUCAAGAUAUUCAAUAUAUUAUGUCAUCCACGUCUAUGGCCUUAAAAUAAAAUCCUGUCUUCUUUAUGUAUAUUUGCAAAUAAGGCAACAUUUACUUUCGUAUUUCUAAGAAAAGCCAAUUUCUUUUUAAUAGAUGUGUUUGUCUUUUAUACCUUUAUUAACAAGUUUACAGAUGAGUGAACCCUGGACAGAUCGGAACUGUUGCAGUUGUGCUGCAAAAUCAGACAGUCUCAGCUGAUAACAUGAGCUUUUAGAUGUAUGAGUGGAGCUUUAAAAAUAUAUAUUAAAAAAUUAACCGGCCGAACAAAAAUCCAGCGUGGCCCCUUACGCACUUAAUGCUUCCUGCUUCUGAUAUGAGCCAAAAAAAAUCAACGAUUGUAAGUCGCUUUGGACAAAAGCGUUAGCAAAAUUAAUCUAAUGCAAUGUAAUGUCUUGCUUCUUAAUUGUUACACUGUAUGUAUGUUACAGUACUGAACAUUGAGCAUCUUUUCAUGUGUCUUUCAUGUGUAACCCAAUAAUCAUCUCCUUUCACAUUACACUUUUAUCAUAUAGCAACAAAAUUCAGCUUAAACAAUAAAUAUUAUUUGUGUCUCUGUUUUAA